AUGAGCGGGAGUACGAGUAGCGAGGCCGACCUACUGGAGACCUAUCAGAAGUUGGUCUGGCAGGCUCAGCAGCAGCCUGAGUUGCUUCGCAUGGGAGGGGUGAAUUUCAUCUGGCUCUGCGAGCAGCGAUGGCAGCAGCUGGAGCAACUGCGUCACCCCCAGGCGGAGGUGUGCAUGUUCGCAACGCUGGAAGAGGGGCGUGUGUGGCUGCAAGAGAUCGGACAGCGGCUCGAGGAGGCCCAUAUGGCCUCUUUGUAA
Messenger RNA from Tricharina praecox, 258 nucleotides. RefSeq lists its product as uncharacterized. The record is from RefSeq and is a predicted model, not a curated record. Lineage: Eukaryota; Fungi; Ascomycota; Pezizomycetes; Pezizales; Pyronemataceae. The coding region runs from base 1 to 258 and encodes 85 amino acids. The transcript has 2 exons.